This is a messenger RNA of Lolium perenne, 1185 nucleotides long. RefSeq lists its product as uncharacterized. The record is from RefSeq and is a predicted model, not a curated record. Lineage: Eukaryota; Viridiplantae; Streptophyta; Magnoliopsida; Poales; Poaceae.
GAUAUUAUGUGGUGGGUGAUGGGUCCUGGUCACAUCAAACCUAUCAAAUUUUCCAUAUCUCCAGUAUUUUGGUGCUUUCUGGUCCACAAUUCCAUGUCGCGGCGUCGCUUGAACCUAGAGCACACCGGUUGUCCUGUCCAUCUGCCAACGCACGCCACGAAUUCCUGAGUUUCAUUUUUUGUCAUUUGAGGUAUCAAUCCUGAUAGCAACGUCCUGGUUAAGCCGCCAUUCACAAGAACUGACAAGCAAUUGCCGCAGCAGUGAUAGCUCUGCAUGAUUAUUGCUUUCCCCGUAAGCAGAGAGCCUUUGCAGUUGCGUGCUUAUUGCCUGGAGCCUAGUUUGGACAUCUUUGGCACGUCAUUGCGCCAAGGAUUUAUUUUGUACCGGCGUUGUGGACUUCACACUUGGCAUAGACCAAUGCCAGCUGCAUGAUGUGCCCUGUAAAGAUUGUUAAAAUUAGGCGAAAGCGACGGGCUUGACACCGUCACAGUAUAACUUUCCCAAUCCUCUGCAUAUGUGUUGGCGAUCAUAGUAGUCUUAGUGCAGUGCCGUUUCUCUUAGUAGUAUAGCAUAGCAUGUGACGAGUCUUCGGGGGAGAGGAGACGAUGGACGUGUUCAUCCACGAGGACUACGUGAAGAAGCGCAACGAGGUGAGGCGAGAGCAGAGGAGGAAGAAGGUUCAGAUGCAGGUGCUGCAGCUGGGACCAGCGUCGGGCAACCCUGGCGCUUCUUCUCGGCCGGCGUCGGCAUGCCGGGAGGAGAGCCCCAGAGCGCCGAGCCUGUGCACGACGCCCACCGGCAUGUCGCCGUCCACCGUCAGGUCCCCAGCACCCGCAGCAAGCCCAUCGGAGGAAGCAGUUUCUUCUGGUCACCGCCGCCUCUUCGAUUGCCUCAAGCCGUACUAGGUGAGAUUUGGGCGGUGAAGAUUCAGUCCUUUGUUGAAACCUAUUUUUGUGUACCUGACAUGUCUUCGCUCAAGUUGAUCAUACUUGCAAAAGCAUGGCCGUAGUUUGCUGGUUGAGGCACCUGGUUGACUGCUGUUGCCUGUUGACGAGAACAAGCUGUAGCUGUUUGCAUGUGCUAGUGAUGUUUUAUCUACUGUACUUGAUGUAGCAUGCCAUGUAAUUUUAACGAUGUAAAGUAUGAGUGGUGCCAGCUAAGAACAACGACAGCUUUUCAGUGGAA